UAUCAAGGUCUGCUGUGGAUUAGUUGGCGCGGCUAAGCAAAACUGAAGCAGGAGUAGUCGUGGCGCUUCUUAACUCGCAAAUCGCUAUGCUUUCUGGAAGUCCAUCUCUCAUGGAGGCUUCUUCCUUUCCUAUGCCUCUUGUGUCGUCUCGUCCUCAAAUUCUAAGUUGGAACCUUUCAGCUAAACCUAACCGUCCUCUCCAUUUUAGAGGAAAAGAAAGAGGAUGGAUGAAUCGACGAAUCAGUCUCAUUCGAGUACCUCCCAUCUGUGCUAUGGAUGGAGGCACUGCUUCCAACCUUGCUCCGGUGGAGAUUAGCUGGCAAAUCGCAGUUGGUGCAUUAGCCGGUGCGACGCCCUUUAUCGUUGCAGGGAUUGAAUUUGGCAAGCGAAUUGUGGCGCAGAGAAAAUGUGGAACAUGUGGAGGAUCUGGACUUGUUCUGAGGGAUGAAUACUUCUCCCGCUGCCCGACAUGUGGUGGCUUCCUGCCAUGGCAAUCAUGGAAAAGAUUCUUCACUGGCUAAGUUCUUGAUGUAACCAGUAAGUUACCAGAAUUUGUAGCUCUACCCAAAGAUCUCCUCUUAUUGCCAGUUUUCCAUGUAAAUUUUCUCUAUAUAUGUGAUGAUUUUUAAAUAUUUAAAUGCGUAUUUUCAUUAGCAAUUGCUAAUUAAUUCACCUGGA
Dendrobium catenatum is the source of this 678-nucleotide messenger RNA. RefSeq lists its product as uncharacterized. Bases 87 to 521 code for a protein of 144 amino acids. Lineage: Eukaryota; Viridiplantae; Streptophyta; Magnoliopsida; Asparagales; Orchidaceae. The transcript has 4 exons. The record is from RefSeq and is a predicted model, not a curated record.